AUGUCGUACACAGCAGCCAAAGAGCUCGGCAACGAGACCGACAUCCACCGCUUCGCCUGCUGCUUCCUCAACUCCGAGAACACGCAAGCCGUACGCAUCUCCCCUCCCCCAAAACCCACACAUCACUCAAGACAGCUAACCAUUCCGUCACCACAGGUCAACUGGGACGCCGCAGCAGCGCAAUACGACCCCAAAGUCAAGACCGCCUCGUUCAAAACCGUCACGUUGCGCGCUCUGAAGAAGGUCGAGGCGGCUGCUAAAGCGAACGGCGCGACUAUCGGUAACGGGGCGGAGGUCAAGGAGAAGAAAGCCGCUGGUGGCGCCAAGGGGGCCAAGAAGCGCAAAGCCGCUGAAGUGCAGGAGGACGCUGAUGAGGAGGCUGCUGCGGCCGAGACGACUGUCGCGAAGAAGGGGAAGAAGGGCGCUGCUGCUAAGCGUGGGGGGAAGAAGGGCGCCGCUGUUGUUGCUGCUGCUGAUGUUGAGGAAGGCGACGGCGAGGAUGGAGAGGCGGAGGGGGAUGCUGGUCGUGAGGUGUCCGUCAAAGCUGAGGAGGAGGGUGAGGAGGGGGUGGAGGAUGGGUCUAAGUAG
Messenger RNA from Neohortaea acidophila, 588 nucleotides. RefSeq lists its product as uncharacterized. The transcript has a single exon. NCBI's taxonomy places the organism in Eukaryota, Fungi, Ascomycota, Dothideomycetes, Mycosphaerellales, Teratosphaeriaceae. The coding region runs from base 1 to 588 and encodes 195 amino acids. The record is from RefSeq and is a predicted model, not a curated record.